Cebus imitator (Panamanian white-faced capuchin) is the source of this 1650-nucleotide messenger RNA. RefSeq names its product BTB/POZ domain-containing protein KCTD7-like. The record is from RefSeq and is a predicted model, not a curated record. NCBI's taxonomy places the organism in Eukaryota, Metazoa, Chordata, Mammalia, Primates, Cebidae. Bases 1 to 582 code for a protein of 193 amino acids. The transcript is spliced from 3 exons.
AUGGCUCCUAGGAGGCAGGGACCAAGAGAUGUGCUGAAUUUCCUGCGCUCAGGGGACCUGCCACCCAGGGAGCGUGUUCCGGCUGUGUACAAAGAGGCCCAGUACUAUGCCAUCGGGCCCCUCCUGAAGCAGCUGGAGAACAUGCAGCCUCUGAAGGGCGAGAAGGUGCGCCAGGCAUUUCUGGGACUCAUGCCCUAUUACAAAGACCACUUGGAGCGGAUUGUGGAGAUUGCCCAGCUGCGUGUGGUCCAGUGGAAGGCCCGCUUUGCCAAGCUCAAGGUCUGUGUCUUCAAGGAGAAGAUGCCCAUCACCCCGUUUGAGUGUCCGCUCCUCAACUCCCUGCGCUUUGAGCGGAGUGAGAGUGACAGGCAGCUCUUUGAGCACCACUGUGAAGUGGAUGUGUCUUUUGGGCCCUGGGAGGCUGUGGCUGAUGUUUAUGACCUGCUGCACUGCCUGGUCAUGGACCUCUCAGCCCAGGGCCUCACCAUAGACCACCAGUGCAUCGGGGUGUGUGACAAGCACCUCAUGGACCACUACUACUGCAGGCACCCCAUCUAUGAGUUCAAGGUCACAUGGUGGUGAGUAGCCCUGGUAGGCAAGAGUCCCAUCAGGGAGGAUGUCCACCCUGCUUGGCAGCUCUGGGAGUAAGAUCCCUGAAGGGGCUGCUGACUGCCCCAGAAUCUGCCAAGGUGAGGACCAAGUCCUGAGGCACAGCUCCCAGGGGACAGAGGUGCCGCUCCAGUCUCCCUGGCUGCACCUCAGGGUCAGGCUCAGGGCUUGCAGCUGCAGGGACUUGGGCCUGCACUCACCUGGCCUUUCCUCAAGGCCUGGUAGUCUUUCCUUAAGGCUGAUAGCUAUGGCUUGACCAGGAAGUUCCCAGAGGUUUUGUCACUUUCUUGACCUUGCAAGAGAGUUUCUACCUAUUUUAGAGCCACAUUACCAAAUCGAUGUAGGCCUAAUCACUUCCUCAACCCUGUUCAAGUAUCUCUCUUUUGUUCUGAGUGUAUUGGUGUGCACAUGGAACAUGACGGGGGAUUUACCUGACUAGCCACCCCAUAGCCCCUGACUGGAGAAGAAAGAGCAUCUUCUCUCCCAUGCACUCCAUCUCCUCCAGCAAUAGUCCCCCACAUUCUUAAACUGUGGAAAGACUUUUCUUUUUUUGGUCUAGAAUAUGUUCUUCACCACCUUUUGGAGAUUUAAUCAUAGCUGCCAAAGCUAUGCACCCAGGUGGCCUUAGAAAACCACAAUGUUUACAGCACCGUCUUAGGGCCGUGGCUUCUCCUAGCUUCCACCACCUUUCUUGCUUGCAGGGUCAUCUUCUCACAGGACUGGAAUGCAAAUUUCAAAGGCUUCUUUUGAAGAUUCCCUAAGUCAAUCAGACAAGAUGCCUAGGUCUUCUGUUACCUUUGACAUAUAAUAUCCUUUUUAGAGGCUCAGAACACUUCCUUGGCUGCUAUCUCACGUGUUAGAAUCCAAUUUGUGGUGAACCUCUUUGGAAGGGGAUCCCCUCUUUAAACCCUGUUGCUCUCUCCUGCUAACAUUCUCCUUCUAGAGGAGCAUCUGUUCUGAGAAGAUAAAGGAAGGGCUAGGUGAGAGGCACAGCUAUCCUAGGAGCCACAGGAAGACAGAGAAAGCUUAGCUUUUGUUUUA